GGUGCUUCCGGUCGGCGGAGGCGGGGCCCGGCGCACGCUGGGGGCGGAACCUGCACCGCGACCCCGACCCUGACCCGGGCCGCGACCUCCACCCGGGCCCACCGGAAUGGCCCGGCACGUGUUCCUCACGGGGCCCCCAGGAGUUGGGAAAACAACAUUGAUCCAGAAAGCCAGUGAGGUUUUAAAAUCCUCUGGUGUGCCUAUUGAUGGAUUUUACACAGAAGAAGUCAGACAGGCAGGGAGAAGAAUAGGAUUUGACGUUGUCACCUUAUCCGGCACGCGGGGAGUUUUGUCUAGAAUUGGCUCAGAGCCUCCACCUGGAAAACGCGAGUGCCGAGUUGGGCAGUAUGUGGUGGAUCUGACUUCCUUCGAGCAGUUGGCACUUCCGGUCUUGAGGAACGCAGGUCCCGGCAGCGGCCCGGGGCAGAGAGUGUGUGUCAUCGAUGAGAUUGGGAAAAUGGAGCUCUUCAGUCAGCCUUUCAUCCAGGCUGUCCGCCAGACGCUGUCCACGCCGGGGACCGUAGUCCUGGGCACAAUCCCGGUGCCUAAAGGGAAGCCGCUGGCCCUCGUGGAAGAGAUAAGAAACAGGAACGACGUUCAGGUGUUCAGUAUGCUGUCUUGCGCCGUGCCACCUUUGUGUCGGCGAGAGCCGCGUCUCUGCCGGGCUCUGCCCGUCACCAAGGAGAAUAGGAACCGCCUUCUGCCAGAUAUCGUGACGUGUGUGCAGAGCGGCAGGCAGUGAAGACGGCUCGCGUCCCUGCUUCGUGCGCUUGAAGAGGUGUGCUGGUUCACGCGGAGCCUCCUCGGGGCCCUGCCUGGCAAGGACUUAGGCCUUCCGGCUUCGGAAGCCUUGUGGGUUUUUCCGGAGAAAGCCUGACAGCUGUUCUCCAAAAAAUGUUUAAAAGAUCAGUUAGCCUUAAUGCCCGACCUGCACUCCACGAUGAGCAGUCCGCCGCGGCUUAUUUAUGCCGAGGGGGUCUGUUUAUUUCCCCUUGCAGUUACGCGUAUGAUUCUGGUAAAUUAUGGAAUGAGAAAUGGCUUUCGGGGUAUUAGAUGGAACUCGCCCCCACUGAAGUUCAUAAGCGUGUUCCGGGGAAGGGGGAGAGGAGCGGCCGCUACCUAACCGAUUUUGCACGUCCCGAACUCAGACCCCGCUCCAGUUGGAGCUGUGGUUUCAAGGGACACUAGUUACUUGGUUUGUAAAAAUAGUUCAGGGAAAGGCCAGUUUCGGUCCUCCCCGCCCAUCUCAUCGUCUGUUUGCUUAUUGCUUAGUAAAAUAAAAAUAAAUGUGUUGGUGCAAACGCGUGA
Molecule: messenger RNA, 1308 nt
Organism: Herpailurus yagouaroundi (jaguarundi)
Lineage: Eukaryota; Metazoa; Chordata; Mammalia; Carnivora; Felidae
Gene: NTPCR
Product: nucleoside-triphosphatase, cancer-related
Exons: 6
Coding region: 107-742 (211 amino acids)
Molecular function (GO): ribonucleoside triphosphate phosphatase activity
Source: RefSeq, a predicted model, not a curated record